UUCAAGUACAUUGCAGAGCCCAGUAUGCAUUCGAUGCCUGCGGUGACGUUAUCACCCAGUGGCAAAUGGCUAGCCUGUCAGUCCAUGGAUAAUCAGAUCCUGAUAUUCGGAGCCCAGAAUCGGUUCAGGCUCAGCAAGAAGAAAGUGUUUAAGGGCCACAUGGUUGCCGGGUAUGCCUGCCAGGUGGACUUUUCUCCCGAUAUGAGUCAUGUGGUGUCUGGUGAUGCGGACGGGAAGCUGAACAUCUGGGACUGGAAGACCACCAAGCUGUACCACCGAAUCAAGGCACACGACAAGGUGUGCAUCAGCGCCCUCUGGCACCCCCACGAGACCUCCAAGGUCAUCACCUGCGGCUGGGACGGACAAAUCAAACUCUGGGACUAACAAGACAAGAGGGGAAAGGAAGGGGAAGAGCCGGUGGAAGAGUGAGCCUCAACAGCAGAGGGAGGAGACAGUCAGGUUGCUCCAUUUAACCCCCCACCAUGGUCUUUGCUCAGCUGAGCAGCUUUAGCGUCUGCUCCUUAGUAGAGAGUGGCUCAGUUCUCCAACCCUUGCUGUUUCACUGAAGUAGUUUAUAUUCUAGGCUUUGCUCAGUGCUGUGUGUGAAUACUGAAGUUUAUGGACUGGCAUCCAGUCCUGAUUUCUAGUGUAAUCUCCCCCCUGCAUAUGGGCCUUUUAAAUUGUCUUCUAUAUUUUCAUUUCAUUAUUAAGGAGUCCUCCACUGCUAAAGCCGUGCAUAUCAGCACUUCAGUUCAGCGUGAGGCAUCUGUUUCUGAGUGUAAUAAAACAUUUUGUACAUCA
Messenger RNA from Electrophorus electricus (electric eel), 801 nucleotides. Lineage: Eukaryota; Metazoa; Chordata; Actinopteri; Gymnotiformes; Gymnotidae. The record is from RefSeq and is a predicted model, not a curated record.